Messenger RNA from Harmonia axyridis, 5717 nucleotides. RefSeq lists its product as uncharacterized. Lineage: Eukaryota; Metazoa; Arthropoda; Insecta; Coleoptera; Coccinellidae. The coding region runs from base 253 to 4953 and encodes 1566 amino acids. The record is from RefSeq and is a predicted model, not a curated record. The transcript has 2 exons.
GCAGAAAAAUCACAUGUCAUCAAAUUUCUACCAUCAUCAAGUAGAUUUCCAAUGGAAAAACUACAAACUUAUGUUGGUCACUCUGCAUUUCUUUCCAAGCCUGUUUGCAGAAUGAAGCGCCAUUUUACUAACCUUUCUUGUGAAGGAAUGCAAUAUCUUUUAAAUAAAAUAUGUUGAUAAAAAUAUGUGAAAGUGUCACAUACGAUAUCUAUAAUUCUCAUGGGAAAAAGUUUGAAAUAAAUUGAAAUCGGUAUGGAAGAUGGUUUACAGAAGGAAUUGACGAGUUCACCCACACCAGAUCACAUUAAUAAUGGAGUAGCUUCUUCAGUUAUGGCAAACUUCCCGGAAGGGAUAGUUGCUGAUACCAAAAAAGAAGUUGGCAAUCAAUUUGAGAAUUCAGGCCCCAAAUUCAAUGGAAGUGUACAUUCAUCUGAUGAAGCUGAUAAUGAUUCUGAUGCAGAUGCCUUAGUUAUAGAUGAAAGUGUUCCAAAACGUCGUGUUAAGAAACGUAAAUUGAGUAAUAGAUCAAAAACUAGUGGUGAUAAUUGUGAAGAAAGUGAAGUUGUUCUACAUUCAAAUCCAUAUUUCAACGAAUCCCUUUUUGAGUUAUCCCAGCAACACAACAAUUCACAUACAGAACAUGAAGUUCCCUGUAAUGUAGCCGAGAAAUGUGGACGCUUGAACAAAUCAAAACGUAUUAAAACUAAAAACAGUCCAAAGUUACGAGAAUAUGCUCAAUACCUGGGUCUUCAACCUGCUGUGCAAUUUAAAUGUUCUAAGUGUAAACAAUCUGGAUUUGAAACAUUACAAAGUUUAAAUGAACAUUUAGUGAAUUGUACAGCUGACCCUAGUGCUUUUGCAGAAGUUGAAGAUAGUUCGGUUUCUAGUUUUAAAUUGACAAGAAAAGUGUUUUUAUGUUCAGCAUGUGGCACAUAUUACGAAAAUUGGAAUUUAUACAUGCAUAUGCUGGAGCAUCAUAGGAGAUUUAUAUGUUUGUAUUGUCUUGGAAUGUUCUCAGUGUUGGAUGAUCUAUGUCAACACAUACAAUCUAGGCACAAUUGGGAACCUCACCAGUUGGAAACACCUGCUGAUUUUUUCAAAGAUUAUAAAGAACCUUGUUUUAUAAUUUGCUGUGAAUGUAAAAAGUUAUUUAAUGAACAAGACAAUUUUUUUUAUCACAAUUGUGUACCGUGCGAUAAUAAUUCAGGUGCAAAAAACACAUUAAGCAAAGGUGUCAAAAAUAAGUGUAUUAAACAGCAAAUAAGACCAGAAAAUCACGUCACCGGUGACUCAGUUACAGACAAUUCUGGGGAAAUAAACUCUUUGGUAGUCGGAUGUUCUAGUGACACUCCAGUGAAUAAAAUUAAAAACUCUGAAAUGGUGAGAAGUUCAGUGAAUGUUCCUGAAACUUCUGAGGUUCUUCCCGAGAUGCCAGAUUUCAACAAGAGGACAACAGGAACUGAAUUGACACCUCAACGUAUGGGCAGUCAAACAUUAGAAAAAAGUGAUUCCUUUGAAAAAGAUGAGCAUACCGAAAAACAAGAUAAUAGUGACUUGGAAGGAUCUUUUUCCAUGGAAACCAAUGACAAACAAGCAUCGUCAAAUCUGACAAUUGACACCAGUAAUGAUGAAGGAAAAAUUGAUGAAAAUUCUGAUAAGGAAAGAGAUGUGAAUUCGCCCACCUUUUCAGAGAAACAAAUAUACGAUCAGUCCUCCAGAGAUAGUGACUUCAAAUCGCAUGACAGUAUGAAUUCUGACCCGGAAGAAAGUAGGCAUCCAGAAACAGAAAACAUGAGUGCGGAAGAAAACGUUGAACCGUUAGAAACCAGGAAGGUACCGAAAUUAUCUCUGAAAUUACCCAAAAUGGACGCCUACUCCAAGGUAGAGGCCGAGGAGAGUGAUGACAGCGAUAAGUUAGGUAUGGAAGUAGAUCAGAUCGAAAGUGAAAAUGAAAAUGAAUAUAUAAACGCUAACGAAGAGAAGGUAGAGAACAUCAGUAAUGAUAACGACAUUCAAGUAGCUGGACAGGAUAUCAGUAUAGUUGAAUUAGAACUAGAACAACCCCUAGAUAAGUUCGAUAUAAAGAUACUCCUGCAAAAAUGCUUGCUUGCCACUGUACCGUCUUGCGUUUACUGCAACCAUGCAAGGAAGAUAGCCGUAAACGGUAAGCAGUUGGGACUCCAUGCUAUAGCCCAGCAUAGAUACUCUGCCAUCGUUAAAAGUAUAACGGAGGAAGAACUGAUCCCCGAAAGUUUCGUUAAUAGGAUCAAGGAGUCCCUGGAGGAUCUUGAUAAGGUCUACUUCAACCUGGAAUCUAACCUGACCGAAGAAGCGGUUACCUUUUCUCACGUAUUCGAAUGCUUCCAAUGCCGUUACUCAACAAACGUACACAAAGAACUGUAUCUGCACAACAGGAAGAUGCACACAAAGAACCUGCUGCUGUGUAUAAUGUGCAAGUCGAAUUUCUACAGUUAUAGCGAGCUUAUCUGCCAUCUCUGUCCGGGAGAAUACGUUUUGGACCACGAUAUUCAGUACAGAUGCUGCAUGUGCGUCAGUGACGAUCUGCCCUCAGCCUUCAGGCUGAUGGUGCACCUGAGGAAGCGACAUCACGUUUGCGACGUCUGUCUCGAGCUGUGCCACAACCAGUACAAGCUCUCGAAUCACGUCUGGAAGCAUAAGCUACAUCACUUCUGCUACCGGUGCGGUAUAGCAUAUAGAAACAAACAGGAUAUCACUAGACAUCUAUUCUGGAAACAUGGCACCGAGAGCGUGCUGUGCAAGAAGUGCCUGCAGAAGAAGUGGCCUCACGUCUUCCACUUCUGCAUACCACCCGCGGUCUUCACCUGCGAGGAGUGCGGGUUGAACUUGACCAAGGCCGUUUACCUGAAAGUGCACAAGAGGAUCCAUGCGGACGAAAAGCCCCAUCGUUGUCAGACCGAAGGUUGCGAGCAGGGUUUCAUAUCGAAGAAGCUCCUGCUGAAACACGAACAGCAACACCUCGAACCUUCCAAGGUGGAGGACGAAGAGACGAAAGACGCCGAAGAUAACCGCGUCGAAGACAUAGAAAACGUCGACGUGGUGGCGGAAGACAAGAAGGAGGCUGAUAAGCCGAAGCCAAAGGUUGACGUCUUGGAUUUGCCGGAACUGAACCUAUCCGAAAGCAGCGACAGCGAAUCGGAGAACGAGGCGCCAAAACCGGAAGCCAACAAGACGGAAGAGGAGAACAUCAUAGAGACCCUGGAGGAGAGAACGCUGGAGGUCGAGCAGGAAUUGGCCAACAGCGUGACGGUGGCGCAGGAGGAACAGGUCGAAAGGACGGAAGACGCGACCGAUUCUUCCGUUCCUAUUCUGGAGAGCAUCUGGGACGACUUCAAGAUCUACCAGGCCAAGAGGGAGAAGAUCGACAAUCUGUUCGGCGAAUCGGACAAACCUGACGAGGCCAAACCAGAUGAAGUUCAGACGGAACCCGUUCUUACGCUGGAGAUGGCUCUCCAAGACCACGAUUAUUUCUAUGACCCUGAAAGCGGUCGCGAUUCGAACGUCCUGAUCGAAACUGAACCCGAUUUGUCGCAGAGGGUCGACCACGACUAUUGCACCCCGUCGGAAUCCACGCCUGCCGUGGAAAAAGAAGAAAAGGAACAACCAGCACCGGCGGAGACGAAGAAAGCUGAUAACUCUGACGAUUCCAGCAGCGACAGCGAUUCCUCGAGCUGCUCCUGCGGCUCUAACUGUUCCUGUUCUUCGGAUUCUAGCUCGAGUUCCAGUUCGGACAGUUCCGACUCGGAUAGUUCGACCGAAGAGGGCAGGAGAAGGCAGCAGAUCCGACGAGAGAACAAGAACGCCAAGAACGAGGAGAAAGAACCGGAAACUGCCAAGGUGGAGCCGAAGAUCGAGAGUUCCGCUCCUUCUACUGAUAUUCCUAUCCUGGAGACCGACUUGGACACCACCGAGAGCGAGACGGACGAAGAGUUCUACGACAAGCAACCGCAAAAGUUGGCCAGGAAGUUGCUGGAGGAGAAGAGGAACCAGAUCCUGGCCGAGGUCGGGUCUCUGCCCAACGGCAACAUGUACCAGACCAGCAGGAACUCCACUCCCAGCCUGCCCGAAGAGGUCAAGCACAAGAAGAAGCUCAAGACUAAGAAACGCAAGAAGAAGAAGAGCGAGAGGAAGGAGACUAGUUUUACGGAGUACGCCGCUCCUGAGAACGUUCCGGCAGCUCCCUAUCCCGUCUAUCAAAGCCCAGUUGUCGCCCCCUUGACCAUAUCCCUGAAUAAGAUUUCUUCACCUCUCCUGAACCAACAACAGCAUGUAAUGGCAACCCCUGCCCAAGAUCUUUCUAACCUUAGACAAGAUACAGAUUCCAACCUUCGAGCUUCUAAAAGGAGAAGGGUCCCCAACAAGUUCUACGGUUAUUCUAGCGACGAGGAGGCCGACAAGUCGACACCUACAUCGUCGAAGUGGAGAAAGGUCGAAACUCAGGUCAACACUGUUCAGCGUCAUUCACCUCUGACGGUACCGCCCAUAACCAUAAAGACGGGCGUGGCCACAACCAAACAGCUGGUCGAGCCAAUCACCAUAAGGCAGACCGCCAAGUCGGGCGAGUUGAAGGUGCACCAGAGGCAGCAACAAGCCGUAGCCCCGCCCCCAAGGGUGCCGCCUCUUCAGAUUAACACCUCCUUACUACCCAGAACAGUUUCCGAAGAACCAGACUCGGAUUCAAACGAGUCCACUGUGGAGGAGGUAGCCGAGCCUGAACAGCCAAAGGUACCGGUAUACUGCUACUGCAAGUGUCCCUAUGACGAGGUGUCUGAGAUGAUAGGAUGCGACUCCCACGACUGUGAAAUCGAAUGGUUCCACUUCGAGUGCGUGGGGAUCAUGGUGCCCCCCAAAGGACAGUGGUUCUGUCCGGAAUGCAGAAAGAAGAAGCAGAGACGAGAGCUUAUGAAUUUCUAGUAUCAAGAUAUUUCGCUUUUAACCACCUUUAUAAAAUAGUUUUAAUUUGAGAGUGUUAGAGAUGUUCAUGCGGAGCCUGAAUUUAACACGAGUUUAAAGUUCUUUAGAAAUUAUCUAUGAUAUAUUCUGAUUGAAUUUAAACGUUUUUUCUCAUUUAUUAAAAUUAAAACUUUUUGAUCCAUUUUAUAAGGCGAGCUUUUGUUAAAAUUAAUAUCGUUAUUAUUGGUAUGAAAUAAUAAUGUAACCGUUUUAGGAAAAAAGAACAUUUCGAUAGUCAAUUCUUCAAAGUGUAGCGGGAAACAGUUGUUACAAUUCGAAGUGGAAAUCUUUUGCUAAGCGAGAAUAAUGUCGAUGUGAAGGGUCUAUGUGAUGUCUGUGUUGCUUCAUAUAUCUUUAGUGAUCGUCCAAUGAAAAAUGGAUUUUUGUCAUUUGCAUAUCGAGGCAGAAAGUUUAUUUGACUUUAUUUUCACUACGAGAGCCAAUGAGGGGCAGUUGGUUUUGAAAACAAAAUGUAUAUAAGGUGUAAAUAUUGAUUAUUUUCAAAUAUUGUUUUUUUAUUGUGGUGAAACUCCACAAUUCAAUCACCUCUCUUCUGAAGAAGUUUGUGGCCAAAAGUUGUUGAAAUUAUUAGUUGUAUAUGUGUAAAUAAUUUUCAUUAUUCCUAUUUGAUAGUUAUUUGUAGUUUUAGAUCUGAGAAGGAUUCAUUAUUUCAGUAACUCGAUUGUAUGUUAAAACUAUACAAAAUAAAAUUAAAUAAUUCAUAA